Messenger RNA from Nelumbo nucifera (sacred lotus), 2018 nucleotides. RefSeq names its product protein NRT1/ PTR FAMILY 5.2-like. The record is from RefSeq and is a predicted model, not a curated record. Gene Ontology annotation, biological process: dipeptide transport; transmembrane transport. NCBI's taxonomy places the organism in Eukaryota, Viridiplantae, Streptophyta, Magnoliopsida, Proteales, Nelumbonaceae. Gene Ontology annotation, molecular function: tripeptide transmembrane transporter activity; dipeptide transmembrane transporter activity. Gene Ontology annotation, cellular component: membrane.
AUGAAUCGGAGUUGGAGGUGGGGGGUUGGGUUAGAAAAGAAGGGCAAAGGAAUAAGAAAAGAAACCUCUCGAACGGGCGAAAGCCAGAGCCAGGGGGAUUUGGUAGCAUGGCUGCAAGAGAAGAAGUGCAUGACGAGUAUACCCAGGAUGGGACCGUUGAUCUCAAAGGAAAACCUGUCCUUAGAUCCAACACAGGUGGUUGGAAAGCUUGUUCCUUUAUUAUUGUUUAUGAAGUGUUUGAACGUAUGGCUUAUCUGGGGAUAGCAUCGAAUCUGGUGAUUUACUUGACAAGGAAACUGCAUCAGGGCACAGUGAAAUCGGCCAACAAUGUCACCAACUGGGCUGGAACCUCUUGGGUAACGCCCAUCUUGGGUGCAUAUGUGGCCGACACAUAUCUCGGCCGAUACUGGACCUUCCUCUUCGGAUCUGCCAUCUAUGUUCUGGGAAUGGGUCUCCUAACACUAGCGGUUUCAGUCCCUGCACUUAAACCACCUCCUUGUCAACAAACAGAAGUUACAAACUGUAAACCGGCCUCCACAUUACAACUAGCUGUGUUCUUUGGUGCACUGUACAUUCUGGCAGUGGGGACGGGUGGAACCAAGCCAAACAUCUCGACCAUGGGAGCCGACCAAUUUGAUGAUUUUGAUCUCAAAGAGAAGACUUAUAAGCUUUCCUUCUUCAAUUGGUGGAUGUUUAGCAUAUUCUUGGGCUCACUCUUUGCCAAUACAGUCCUUGUCUACAUUCAAGACAAUGUGAGUUGGACCCUGGGUUAUGGGCUUUCAACAAUUGGGCUUUCCAUAUCAAUUAUAAUCUUUUUAGCUGGCUCAGGCCUCUACAGGCACAAGGUGCCCAUGGGGAGUCCCUUGACAAGGAUGGCUAGGGUCAUAGUGGCUGCAUUCAGGAAAUGGAGGGUGCCAGUUCCUGCUGACCCUAGAGAGCUUUAUGAGCUUGACUUGAAGGAAUAUGAAGCAAAAGGGAAGUUCAGAAUUGAGUCUACACCUUCCUUGAGGUUCCUCAAUAAGGCCUCUGUUCAAACUACAGGUUCUUCAAACACUCCAUGGAUGGUUUGUCCAGUGACCCAAGUAGAGGAGACGAAGCAAAUGCUCCGGAUGAUUCCGAUCUGGGUCGCCACAUUCAUGCCAGGGGUAAUGUUUGCUCAGGUCCAUACCCUUUUUAUCAAGCAAGGUACAACUCUUGACAGAAGCAUAGGCAGCUUCCAAAUCCCACCUGCCAGCCUUGUUGCAUUUGUAACUAUUUCCAUGCUAGUGAGCGUCGUGAUAUACGACAAGGUGUUUGUUAAAAUGAUGAGGAGGUGGACCAAGAACCCAAGAGGGAUAACUCUUCUCCAAAGAAUGGGAGUUGGUCUUGCUCUCCAUGUUGUAAUCAUGUUAGUUGCUUCCCUAACUGAGAGGAAGAGACUCAGGGUGGCCAAAGAUCAUGGUUUGGUAGAGCAUGGAGGUAGAGUUCCUCUYAGCAUAUUCAAUUUACUCCCCCAAUUUGUACUCAUGGGGAUUGCUGAUUCCUUUCUGGAUGUAGCCAAGGUUGAGUUCUUCUAUGACCAGGCACCUGAGAGCAUGAAGAGUUUGGGGACUUCUUAUUCCCAGGCUAGUUUGGGAAUCGGAAACUUUCUCAGUACUUUCCUUCUUUCGACUGUGUCUCACAUCACCAAGAAGCAUGGACACAAAGGAUGGAUUCUGAACAAUCUCAAUGCGUCUCACUUGGACUACUACUAUGCAUUACUUGCUGUACUCAACAUCUUGAACUUCAUCUUCUUCCUUGUCGUGACUAAGUUCUAUAUUUACAGAGCUGAGAUCUCUGAUUCAAUGGAAGUGCUUAAGGAAGAUUUAGAGAUGUCAAAGUUUAAGGUCAUUGACCAAGGGUUGGAGAAUUAGCCCGGUCAGUGAAAGUGUGAAACUUAUGGUGACUAAUUCUGGCGUGUUUGCAUUUUAUCGAUGGGUGUCUGCAUUGUCCAGCGACACCCAUUUUAUCGAUGGGUGUCUUCAUAUUUUAUUUUAUAA